GUUCCGCAUUCCCAUAUAGUGGAUUCCCUGGUGACAUCCGGAAUCCGUUUCUUAUUGUUCUCGGACAGAGUUUUUCCUCAUCAAGUACUCCUAAACUCGCGGUCCUGUGCAAUACUGAAGUUUGAUUCUUAGGAUUCUUUCCUGAGAGGAAAUUUGGAAGUCAACGGCUGUCUCCGGAGGGAGCCGAGAAGGCGAAGGUCACUUCCGGCGGGGGGAGAGAAGUCUUUUGUUUUUGUUUUUGUUUCUUCCUGAUCCGGGAUGGAGGUGGCGGAGGAAUUGCGCUUGGAAGAGGGGAUCCUGCAGUUCGCCCGCGAGCCGCGUCUGGGCCUGGACUCGGGAUGGAGACCUGGAGAAGGCUGUACUCAGAGCCUCAGAGACUUCCCGCCCGGGCCGACCCAAGCCGUCCUCCCUCUAAAGAGCCUCCCCCGGGGCUUGGCCCUUGGCCCCUCUCUUGCCGAGGAACAGCGCUUGGGGAUCUGGUGUAUCGGGGAGCCCCUGCAGCCGGGACUGCUCUGGAGGCCGCUGGAAGAGAAGGCUGUCUCUGAGCAGAAGGGCAAAGGAGCGAAACCAUGGCAGGAGAAGGACAUGUCACCAGGCCCAUGGGGAGAUGUGUGUGCUUGUGAGCAGAGUUCAGGCUGGACAAGUUUGGUGCAGCGGGGCAGAAUGGAGGGUGAGGGAAACGUGGCCCCUGUGUGGAACAGUGAGAGACUCUACCUGCAGGUGUAUCAAGUUGUACCGCCAGGCUUUGAGCUGCUACUGUGGCCCCGGCCUCCCUCUCAAAGCCUGAGCCCUACCCAGCCCAGGCUAGAAGAGGCAGCCACGGCUCUAGUGACAGAAGUAGAGUCCACUAUACCACAGGAAGUGGCCUCCCCUGGGGAAGAUGCAGCAGAACCUUGGACAGAUCCUGGUCACCAGUCACCCUGCACCAUGCAGGCAGAGCGUAUGAUGAGCUCUGGACCUAAGCCCCACACCCAGGACCAACUUUCUAGAGAGAGCCAACCACUUGACCCAUUGCCUCAGGUUGGCAGUUUGGACAAAGAAGACCUACCCCAGACACAUAUGCCACCUGAACCUCAAAGCAGCUCCACUACCCAGCAGGAGCUGGAGAGCAGUGAGGCCAGUUCCUUAUCUUCUGCCAGCACUCCCCAGCUGCGUGCUUACCUGGUCAAGAAGUCAUGUAGCCCCCGUGAUCAAUGCCUAUCCAGAGCAAGAACCUCAGCACCCGUGGCCCACCAGACUGGUGAGCAGCUGCACCCUGGCCUCCCUGCAUGCUUGCAGAGCUCUCCUGGCCCAGCAAAAAGAGCCCCAAAACAGGGGCAAUGGUACCCGUGUGGGGAGUGUAGCAAGGCCUUCUUGCAGCUAUGCCACUUGAAGAAGCACGCAUUUGUAAACACAGGCCACAAGCCCUUCCUUUGCACUGAGUGUGGCAAGAGCUAUAACUCGGAAAGCUUCAAAGCCCACAUGCUGGGACACUGUGGAGUGCAGCCCUUCCCCUGCCUGCAGUGCGACAAGGACUACAGCACCCGGCGAGACCUUAGAGAGCAACAGGUGGUACAUUCAGGUGCUCGGCCCUUUACCUGUGACCAAUGUGGCAAGGCCUUUGCUUGUCGGCCCUCUCUGCGGCUGCACCGCACUGCCCCUGCCCCUUCCCCAUGCCCGUGCCCCGUGUGUGGGCAGCUCCUGGCGAACCAGGGCUCUCUGUGGAAUCACAUGCUGCUGCACAUGGGGGAGAAGCCCUUCCUGUGCCCACACUGUGGCUGGGUGUUCCACCAGCAGGGCAGCCUGCAUGGGCACUUGAGGCUGCAUAUGGGGGAGCGCCCUUACCACUGCCCACACUGUGCUGACGCCUUUCCCCAGCUGCCUGAACUGCAGCGCCACCUCAUCUCCCACACUGGGAAGGCCCACUUGUGCCCGUGUGGGAAGGCCCUUCGAGACCCACACACGCUGCGUGCUCAUGAGCGCCUGCACUCAUGCGAGAGGCCCUUCCUGUGCCCACAGUGUGGCCAUGCCUACACACUGGCUACCAAGCUCCGGCGCCACCUCAAAUCCGACCAGACUGACAAGCCCUACCACUGCCCCACCUGUGGCAUGGGCUACAGCCUCGCCCAGAGCCUGAAGCAACACCAGCUCAGUCACCAGCCUGGGGCACCCUCCAGCUCACCCUGUGCUGAGCCCACUGUGGUGCUACUGCAGAAAGUGUCAGAACUGCAGGCACUGGCUCCCGCCCGGGACGCCUUCCAGGUCACCAUUUCCGAGCACUAAGACAAUUGCUUUGUGCUGCCUGAGGAGCCGGGCCCUGCCCCCCACCUGGUGCUCCUCCGUAAGGACACAGGCUUUAGUACCUGGGCAGAGGUGGUGGAGGUGGAGAUGGGCACCUGACAGCCUUGCCUUUCCCGGAAGAGUUCUAUGUGAA
This is a messenger RNA of Manis javanica (Malayan pangolin), 2413 nucleotides long. It is a transcript of the gene ZNF408, whose product is annotated as zinc finger protein 408. The record is from RefSeq and is a predicted model, not a curated record. Gene Ontology annotation, biological process: regulation of DNA-templated transcription. Lineage: Eukaryota; Metazoa; Chordata; Mammalia; Pholidota; Manidae. Gene Ontology annotation, molecular function: RNA polymerase II cis-regulatory region sequence-specific DNA binding; DNA-binding transcription factor activity, RNA polymerase II-specific.